AACAACGGCUCCCUAUACUUGCACACGUUCAUUUCAAGAGAUGGUUAUCCUGAAGUUGGUCAAAAGACGGUUCAGCUAAACACUUUCUUCCCAAAGAAGAAAGUGGUGAAACUUCACAAAUUGAUCGGUAGUGAGGAGGAAGCAAACGGUGCUAGCGACGUAGAGAAUGCCCUUGAUUAUGAAACCCCACAAGAACAGCCAAUUGUUGCCUAUUGGCAUCCAAAUGUGACCAUAUCACUGGUUAAGACCAGGGGAUUGGUUGAUGCUAGAACACUUCCUCCCCCUUUGCUCGAUAUCUUCCCUCUAGACCCACUUGAUCUUCGUGAUAAUUCGACUGGUCGUGUCACCCAGUACUUCCCACUCGUGUACCAGAACAAGUUCUGGCAAUUGAGAAGCCAUAUGAGCGAGAUCAACGCUACUACAGAUGAGCUUGAACUGAACUUGAACAUUGACUUUGCCUCGUUCUGGAAAGUUCAAGUCCUUGUGCUUUUUAGUGAUGGUAUGGAACAACAGAAGAAUAAUCCAAUGUCCGUUACCGAUGGCUCUGAACUUGACGCCAUCAAGAGAAUCCUGCUAGAUACAAACCCAUACCUUCUUGCAAUCACCAUCGCUGUCUCGAUUCUUCACUCUGUUCUGGAGUUUCUUGCUUUCAAAAAUGACAUUUCACAUUGGAGAAAUAAAAAGAAUAACGUUGGUAUCAGUGUUCGUUCUAUCGUUGCAAAUGUUAUCCAACAGACCAUCACAUUGCUCUAUCUCAUUGACAACUCUGAUGGAACCUCGUAUAUGAUUUUGGCUUCUCAGGGGUUUGGAAUACUCGUUGAAGCAUGGAAGAUCACCACCAUUGUUAAUAUCGACAUCCAAUGGGACGGCUUGAUUCCACGUGUCAGCAUCACUGAUAAAUAUCAAUUAAGUGAGACUGAACAGAAGACUAAGGAAUAUGACUCGAUUGCGUUCAAGUAUCUCUACUGGGUUGCGUCUCCGUUGCUGGUUGCCUAUGCUGUCUAUUCCUUGAUGUACAAGGAACACAAGUCGUGGUAUUCCUUUAUAGUCACCACGCUUGUUGGUUUUGUCUAUACCUAUGGAUUCCUCACCUUGGUUCCAAGUGUUUAUAUCAAUUAUAGACUCAAGUCAGUGGCGCACGUUCCAAAGAAAGCCAUGGCCUACAAAGUGGUUAACACCUUCAUAGAUGACCUGUUUGCCUUUGUUGUGAAGAUGCCAUGGCUACACAGACUUGCCACGUUAAGAGAUGAUGUCAUCUUCUUCAUUUACUUAUACCAGACGUGGAUUUACAGAGUCGACUACUCAAGAGUAAACGAGUUUGGCCAAGGUGGUGAGGAAGAG
Williopsis jadinii is the source of this 1341-nucleotide messenger RNA. Its product is annotated as CLPTM1 family protein. The annotation marks the transcript as partial. The transcript has a single exon. Gene Ontology annotation, cellular component: membrane; endomembrane system. The record is from RefSeq and is a predicted model, not a curated record. Lineage: Eukaryota; Fungi; Ascomycota; Saccharomycetes; Phaffomycetales; Wickerhamomycetaceae.